This is a messenger RNA of Pomacea canaliculata, 3026 nucleotides long. RefSeq lists its product as uncharacterized. The record is from RefSeq and is a predicted model, not a curated record. Bases 497 to 1462 code for a protein of 321 amino acids. Lineage: Eukaryota; Metazoa; Mollusca; Gastropoda; Architaenioglossa; Ampullariidae. The transcript has 3 exons.
CCGAAGAUAAUUUGUAGUAGCAUUAACUGGUAUUAUACUUGUUCAAGUAAACAAUAUUUUUCUUACUAAAUAAUCGUUCUAGAUGUGCAAACGCCUAAGACUACUUUAUCAGACUGGCAUGAAUUUAUAAAUCCAAACUGGCGCUUAUUCAGCGGCCCAGCCCUGUGACAACACCUAGCGUCCAAUGAAAAGACACCUGUCAACCAGACGGUUUCCGGUUACGACCCGAUAGAGGAUUUGUUUGUGGCUGAUUUUGGCAGAAAUAACUGCCUACCUGAAAUACUUUGCGGUUUAUAGCUGUGUUUAAAAUCGGUGGUGUUAGACAAAGACUGCGACAGGAGUGCGGGAACAGUACUUGGUAACCUGUAAUAGGUAUGACUGCGAUUUGUGAUUUCACCUGACCCCGAUACGGAAGUGGCGACAGAGAAAUCACGCGAAUUGCAGUUUUCAGACAUUUUGUGCGUGUCAGUGUACAGAUUUCACAAGCGGCCACAUAAUGUCCAAAAAAGAUCGACGAAAAGUGUUAGCACAGAUCUGGGGUACACCUACGAGUAGAGACAUCGAUAUUAUAGACGAAGGGAAGCAAAUCGUAGUGGCGUCAUCUUCCAGCGGUAUUAUUCCAUGGUGGCUACACAUUUUUCAAGCUGUGUACCCAAACAUCAAGUACCUAGAGAAAGGCGAGAUAAUUAAGCUCAAACCAACAGUUGACGUGACUGUUAAGCUCAACAAAACCACCAGAUUAAUGAGAAUUUCUGGUAAGAAUCACUGGCCUUGGUUUGUGGACAACUUCGAGAGGCUUCUGGAGCAAGGAAACGAAGAAGCAGAGAGACUGAGCGAUGCUCCAUCAUCAGAGAAUUCUGUCACCCGUUAUCUUCAGCUAGACAAAGACGAUGAAUUGGUUCAGGACCUGUUGGACCAGAUCCCAGAAGGUGGUGGUAUAAUGCAAAAUGACUUUAUUAUGCGAGUCUGGAAAGCAUUACUAGAUGACUGGUUUGGUGUUGGAGCAGCAGUAUUUGUUGUUACACCUAGCAUUGACUCGGAGCGUCUCUUUCAAAUGCUGCUGCUGAUGUUAAGAAACAAAGGGACAGGUUUUUCAGUGACACUGGUUACACCUGCCAAGUCUGCUACUGGAGAAAAAUUUUCCAAAGUGAUGGACCUGACAAAGCGACGAAUGAAGGAAGUUAAGGUCACGACACCAGCUGGGCACCAAAAGCACCUGCUGUCAGAGGUUAAAAUGCAGUGGGUUCUGGACACAGUUAAAGUCAUCCAUGAAGAAUUCUCCACCAAUUUUAUUGCUGCUUACAAAGAUGAUGAAGCUGAGGUGCUGACAACGACAGCAUAUUUCCACAAAUCUCACUUUCAUUUUAAUCAAAAGGACAAUGUCUGCUACAACCGUCUCCCAACUCGUGACCUUAAACGAAACUAUCUGCUUCCUCUAAACAUCACAAGCAACAUCAUAUAGAGCAGCUGUAUUUGUACUUCAUAUUCCAGGUUAUCAGGCUGCGGAGACACAACUGUUGAAGCAUGCUGUCAAAAAUUGUACAUAAACUAGAACUAGUGAGCAAUAUGGUGGCCUGUUCUCGUUUGAACACAAAAACUUGAACAGUUUAUUUUGGUCAGAGGUCAGGUUGUUGCCACUCUUCAUUGCAAUGAGUUGGUUGUUGCAUUCCCCAUUUAUGUACACCAGAGUAGGAAUGCACUGUUGACAGAAUAACCUUAGAGUAUUCUUAUCGACACCAUUUAAGACCAUUACAAAUUAUUAAGAUAAAAGGAGAUACUGAUUAAAGACUCUUUUGUAUUGCUUGUUUUAUUUAUACUUAAUAAGAGGAUGGGCAAACUAGGUUUUAUGCCUUAAGACUUCCAGGGAACAAGGUUUUUUCCUUCUGUAAACAGUACAGUUCCACCAUUUACCAGAGCACUAGAAGCAGAAUAACAUGGUAGGAAAAAAAAGACAUUAAUUCUAUGGUCAAUAUAUUAGAUAUUGUGCUAGUAGGAAUACAUUGCAGUAUUUUAAACUUUAUGUUUAGCUUGUCUCAUUUUAAAGCUUAAAUCCGCGGUUCUCAAACAGUGGGGUGCACGACAUGUUUAGAAGGGGGUGCGAAGGUGGUCAUUUUUUAAAAGUUUCUUAUACCGGUAUUAGUGAAAUUAGCUUACACUGCUGGCUAAAGGGGGCACACGGACGUACCUUUGCUCAUCAGGGGGUCGUCACAAGUAAAAGGUUGAGAACCGUUGGCUUAAAUGAUAAUUUUUGUGAGCAUGUGUUGAAGCAUGUAUGUUCUUGCGCAUUGUAUUUUCUUUUUGUGUAAAUAUAAGAGGUUGUGAAUGUUACACUGACUACACUGUUUCCGUUUGCACGUUUGUGAUUGUAUUUAAUCUGAUGAGAUAAUUUUAUAUGCACUUUCAUGGUGAAGACAAGCAUACAGUCUUGGAAACAAGGACUAACAUGAACAAUUUUUAACUUUUUUGAUAAAUUUAGGGAAAAAUUAAAACAUAAUAUUUGAUAAUCACACACUGAGCAACAGUUAUCUGUAACCUUAAUAUUAUCAAUUUGUUUUGAAAAUAUGGUGCUUGAAAUAUGGUAAAGUUAAAGAAAUUGAAACUAUCACAUAAGUUGUGUUGAUUAUUGUGCCUUAUGGAAGCCGUAUAGAAAUAAUUGUCAGAAAUCAGAAAUGAAUGUUGUUUUCAGUUCUAUUUUUUAAUUUAAACAUUCUUGUUUCAUGUUGUGAGCAGGAUGCUGCACUUGUAAAUAUAAAAUAUUUUGUGUAAGCCUUCACCUUAUUUUGAUUCCUGCCUGCUUUUAGAAACUAUAUCCUGUUACAAUUGAUUUGUGCAAUCAAACUAAAGACAUUUUCAGCUGUGGAGGAGGGCAGGCACACAUUAUUGCUGCAACUAUUUCAGAAUUAAAGGCCUUUAUUUUGAUUUUGUCCUUCUGUUUACAAUAUAAGCAAAUAGUGCAGUUAGCAUACAUACAUGCACCAAUCAGAAUAUGACAUUAGUUGAGACUGUCAUUAAAAAGAUGAGAAAUU